AUGAGAGCAGUAAGUGCCAUCCUGCUGCUGGCCUGCUGCGUCUGGGCAACCCACGCCCAGGCCCAGAGUAGCCAGGGCAACAGUAACCAAAACAACAACGACAGCAGCGCCAAGCAACGCGGCAGCAUCUGGGACGAGCCGAUCAAGUUCAACACCAAAGCCAAGGACGCCUGCACCAUGGUCAUCUCCGGACAGGGAGACUUCACCAAGCUCCGCGUCUCCUGCAAGAACAAAGGGAAAUCCUACUGGUGCGACUAUCUGGGCAAGCCUAAUCUGUGCCGCGCUUACAACAACAACCCCAGACACUACUUCACUCAGAUCAUGUGGGAGAUGAGGAAACAGCAAAACGCUUGCCAGGGUCCACGGGUCUACAAGCCCCUCAUGUGCAAGCUGGCCUCCGACGAAGCCCAGAUGGUCUUCCACAACUCUUGGCCCAAGACCACCACCCCACGUCCCGCUCAGAACCAGCAAAACCAGCACCAGCAGGGCCAGCAGAACCAACAACAAGGCAAACCCGCCGCUCCAACCCCUAAGCCUCAAGCACCAAAACAGCAGAAACCCCAGCCUGCCAAACCCGGUGCCAAACCGGCCAAACCCGCAGCCAAACCGGGCCAGCAGCCCCGUAAGCCGACCAAGACCACCACGGCCCGGCCGACGACGGGCGGAGAGAGCCGAGCUACCAAACUGGCACAGGAGUACUGCUGGAAGAGCUUCCACGGCAUCUGUGCCUAUUUCAUCAGCUGGUUCCAGAACUAA
Chanos chanos (milkfish) is the source of this 756-nucleotide messenger RNA. RefSeq names its product fibroblast growth factor binding protein 2b (gene fgfbp2b). NCBI's taxonomy places the organism in Eukaryota, Metazoa, Chordata, Actinopteri, Gonorynchiformes, Chanidae. The record is from RefSeq and is a predicted model, not a curated record. Gene Ontology annotation, biological process: cell-cell signaling. The transcript has a single exon. Gene Ontology annotation, molecular function: growth factor binding. The coding region runs from base 1 to 756 and encodes 251 amino acids.